UUUCCCUUUGAAAAACCCCUCUCUCUCUCUCUCUCUCUCUCUCUCUCUCUGAAGUCUUCUUUGACCCUUGUUUCCGGAGCUGCGAAUGCUUUGUACGCCAUUGGUUUAACCCUAAGCUCUCAGAUUUUUGCUAUUAUUGGAUCCUCCUUAAAGCUCCACGUCUUGUCCCCAUUCGCUCUUUGGUUCUUUCCUUCUGGUAAGAAUCCGCUCUCUUUUAUGGGCUUGUUGUUGUUGGUUUUCUGAAAGGAGGAGCUAUGGAUUUGGUAUUUUAGGGGCUAUAUCGGUUUGGUGUAUAUAGCGAGGGAUUUUGUGCGAAAAAAUCCUGUUUUUUUGCUUUCCCGGUUAAAAGUUGGUCGAUUCUUGAAUCCUUGAGAGAAAGAUGUCAUCAGCUGGUGUUACGCUAAGUCCGGUUCGUAGCGAGGCGUUCAAUAUGCCCCUGGUUCGUGCGAAUUCUUGUGCGGAUUCUUACCCAGACGAGACCAUUUUGAUCUACCUUACACUCCCCGGAACGUUGAUACCGAUGCGAGUGCUCGAGUCUGAUUCCAUUGAAUCUGUUAAGCUCCGGAUUCAGUCUUAUCGUGGGUUUGUUGUGAGGAAUCAGAAACUCGUUUUCGGGGGACGAGAGCUAGCUAGGAGCAACUCCAACAUGCGUGAUUACGGUGUCACUGAAGGCAACGUUCUUCAUUUGGUUCUCAAGCUCUCUGAUCUCCAGGUCCUUGAUGUUAAGACCGCCUGUGGGAGACACUGCCGGUUUCAUGUGGAGAGAGGGAGAAACAUUGGGUAUGUGAAGAAGCAGAUUUCGAAAAAACGUGGAGACUUUGUUGAUCCUGAUGAGCAAGAGAUACUUUACGAAGGUGAGAAGUUGGAGGACCAGAGUCUUAUUAAUGACAUCUGCAGAAAUGAUGACUCUGUCUUGCAUCUCCUUGUGCGGAGGUCUGCAAAAGUUCGAGCUAAGCCCGUGGAGAAGAACUUUGAAUUGUCGAUUGUUGCCCCACAAGCUAAUGAUGUGUCACCAAGGAAGCCUUCUGGUCACUUUUCUUUGGAGCCGGUCAUCGUUAAUUCCAAGGCAAAGCUUCCUCUGGUGGUCAAAGAUAUGAUUCACUCUGCUUCUGAUGGGCUAAGAAACGGGAAUCCUCCAGUCAGGUCAAGAGAAGGCACAGGUGGAGCUUAUUUCAUGCAAGGUUCGUCAGGCAAUAAAUUUGUUGGUGUUUUUAAGCCAAUCGAUGAAGAACCCAUGGCUGAAAACAAUCCACAAGGCUUACCACUUUCACCAACUGGGGAAGGUUUGAAGAAAGGAACAAAGGUUGGAGAAGGUGCAUUGAGGGAAGUCGCUGCCUACCUAUUGGAUCAUCCCAAAAGUGGACGACGAUCUAUGUUUGGUGAAGAGAGAGGUUUUGCUGGUGUGCCUCCCACGUCUAUGAUUGAAUGUCUACAUCCUGCUUUUAACCAUCGCAAUGGAAUCAAAACCAAGAUUGGUUCACUUCAGAUGUUUACCGAGAAUAAUGGCAGCUGUGAAGAUAUGGGUCCAACUUCAUUUCCAGUAGAAGAAGUUCACAAGAUUUCUGUGCUAGAUAUUAGAUUGGCAAACGCAGAUAGGCAUGGUGGUAACAUUUUGAUGAGCAAGGAUGAAAAUGGAAAGAUUGUUUUGGUUCCAAUUGAUCAUGGAUACUGCUUGCCUGAAAGCUUUGAGGAUUGCACGUUCGAGUGGCUUUACUGGCCACAAGCUCGGAAACCAUAUUCUCCGGAAACACUGGACUACAUAAGAUCACUGGACGCCGAGGAAGAUAUCGAACUCUUGAAGUUCCAUGGAUGGAAAAUGCCAUUGGAAACAGCUCGAACACUGAGGAUCUCAACGAUGCUUCUGAAGAAAGGAGUAGAAAGAGGACUAACAGCAUUUGAGAUUGGAAACAUAAUGUGCAGAGAAACUCUGAGCAAGAAAUCUCUAGUGGAGGAGAUGGUCGAGGAAGCACAGGAAGCGGUGCUUCCAUGGACGAGCGAGGCUGCAUUCCUUGAAGCUUUGUCUGAUGUGAUGAAUUACCGUCUUGAUGAGGUGGUUUGCUCUCAGGAACACUAGAACUGGUUCCUGUGUGAAUCCUUCUCUUAACUGAAAAUCUGGUACAUAUACUCUUGGUUUAAACCUGGUGGCUUUUGUUUUUUUUUUAUUGAUGUCAUUCUUUGGACAUGUUCAAGUUGUUUGUUGAUUUCACCGUGACAUAUCUCUGGUAAUGACAAUUUCAGUGUUUACAGUA
Messenger RNA from Eutrema salsugineum, 2249 nucleotides. Its product is annotated as phosphatidylinositol 4-kinase gamma 4. The record is from RefSeq and is a predicted model, not a curated record. The transcript has 3 exons. The coding region runs from base 380 to 2074 and encodes 564 amino acids. Lineage: Eukaryota; Viridiplantae; Streptophyta; Magnoliopsida; Brassicales; Brassicaceae. Gene Ontology annotation, molecular function: protein binding.